UGUCGGCACUUGCGCGAUGCAAAAAUUCAUUUGUAAUUAAGGGUAGUUUCAUGUGUUGAGUGCAUUUAUAACGUGGUAUCGCUAUGUUUCUGAAGCCUCUGCGUCUGGAUAUCAAGAGGAAGCUGACGGCGCGGUCGGACCGAGUGAAAUGCGUCGACCAGCACCCGUCGGAACCCUGGCUGCUCUGCUCCCUGUAUUCAGGAGACGUUAACAUAUGGAAUUAUGAGACUCACGCUCAAAUUAAGAGAUUUGAGGUAUGUGAUCUCCCGGUGAGAUCAGCAAAGUUUGUUCCCCGGAAGAACUGGGUGAUAACUGGCUCAGAUGACAUGCAGAUACGUGUAUUCAACUACAACACCCUGGAGAGGGUUCACUCAUUUGAAGCACAUUCGGAUUAUGUGCGAUGCAUAGCCGUUCAUCCCACACAACCGUACAUAUUGACUUGCAGUGAUGAUCUCCUAAUCAAAUUGUGGAACUGGGACCGUAAUUGGACAUGUCAGCAAGUAUUCGAAGGGCAUACGCAUUACGUAAUGCAGAUCGUUAUCAACCCGAAGGAUAACAAUACCUUCGCAAGCGCAAGUCUCGACACUACUGUGAAGGUUUGGCAACUUGGUGCUUCUAUAUCGAACUUCACUUUAGAAGGUCACGAGAAAGGCGUCAACUGCGUGGACUAUUAUCAUGGCGGUGACAAGCCCUACCUCAUCAGUGGAGCUGAUGACAGGCUCGUCAAAAUAUGGGAUUACCAAAAUAAGACAUGUGUACAAACAUUGGAAGGUCAUGUUCAGAAUGUAUCAGCAGUAUCAUUCCACCCCGAGCUUCCGAUCCUGCUAACCGGUUCUGAAGACGGCACCCUCAGAAUAUGGCACGCAGGCACCUACAGGCUCAAGUCUUCCCUAAAUUAUGGUUUCGAAAGAGUAUGGACGAUAUCCACCAUGCACGGUUCGAACAACGUCGCUGUAGGGUAUGACGAAGGUACGAUAAUGAUAAAAGUGGGCAGAGAAGAGCCUGCUAUAUCUAUGGACGUGAACGGAGGAAAGAUUAUCUGUGCUAAGCACUCUGAAUUGCAGCAGGUCAACUUGAAGGCUCUCCCUGAAGGCACAGAAAUAAAGGACGGAGAGCGUGUACCAGUCGUUGCUAAAGACAUGGGCUCCUGCGAGAUAUACCCACAAACGAUAGCCCACAAUCCGAACGGUAGAUUCGUGGUGGUGUGCGGUGAUGGUGAGUUCAUCAUAUACACCGCGAUGGCUCUGAGGAACAAGGCGUUCGGGACGGCCCAGGAGUUUGUAUGGGCAUUCGACAGCUCAGAGUAUGCGACUCUAGAGAAUUCAUCUUCAGUUAAAGUCUUCAAGAAUUUCAAGGAGAGAAAAAGCUUCAAGCCCGAGUACGGUGCUGAAGUGUUUUGUUCAGGUAUAUUCGGAGGUUACAUGCUCGGCGUGAAGUCUAUCAGCGGAGUAGCAUUCUCGUUCUACGAUUGGGAACAUUUGGAACUGGUCAGACGUAUUGAGAUUCAGCCUCGUCACGUGUUUUGGUCUGAAAGCGGGAACCUUGUGUGUUUGGCUACCGAUGAAACUUACUUCAUCCUGAAGUACAACGCUGCCGUGGUGACCAGAGCAAGGGAGACUAAUACCGACAUUACUGAGGAUGGAAUUGAAGAUGCGUUUGAGGUAGUUGGUGAAGUCAACGAAACAGUGAAGACAGGCAUAUGGGUCGGAGAUUGCUUCAUAUAUACCAACACACUGAACAGGAUAAACUACUACGUCGGCGGUGAGAUUGUAACGGUUGCGCAUCUCGACCACACUAUGUACAUACUGGGAUACGUUGCUAAGGAGAACAGAUUAUACCUAAACGACAAAGAGUUAAACAUUGUUUCUUAUUCAUUACUACUAUCUGUGCUGGAGUACCAGACAGCAGUGAUGCGGGGCGAUUUUGAGACUGCCGAUCGUGUCCUACCCACAAUUCCUACCGAGCAUCGAACAAGGGUCGCACAUUUCUUAGAAAAGCAGGGAUUCAAACAACAAGCCCUAGCGGUUUCCACGGAGCCGGAUCACCAGUUCGAGCUGGCGUUAGCGUUGGGAGAACUGGAGCGAGCCAAGCAGCUGGCUGAGGAGGCAGGCCUGGCAGAAGGUGUGGCGUCCAGGUCCUCUGCUGCCAGGUGGUCAAGAUUGGGUUCCGCCGCCGCUGCUGCAGCCCAAACUGAACUUACCAAAACUUGUUACCACAAUGCGCACGAUUACAGUGCGUUACUACUCUUUGCCGUUAGCACUGGCGACAAGCCACUGCUACAGGAAGUGGCACGAAUGUCCAGUGAAUCUGGAGACGAUAACAUCGCGUUCGUAGCUCACUUCACACUGAACGACCUGGACCGCUGUCUUGAGCUUCUCAUAUCCAGAAAUAAGCUGCCCGAAGCCGCAUUCUUUGCCAGAUCAUACAUUCCGUCUAAAAUAUGCGAAGUGGUGAAGAUGUGGCGCGAAUCAGUUGGUGCCACGAACAAGAAAUCCGGUCAGUCAUUAGCCGACCCGGUCAACUAUGAGAAUCUGUUUCCGGAAUACAAUGAAUCGUUAGAGCUCGAAUACUUCCAACGCGAAUUCGGUUACGAACAGAGCACCGCCAUGGAGGCCGUCGAGCCGAAUUCAAAGAUCACGAAUACGGAACGAGACAUCGCCGCGGAAUACGCCGAAGCGAAACGACGAGGGCCCCUCAACAUACCGCCGCUACUCAAUCACAAUCAAAUACAAGAUUCUGAAGGGGACAGCAGAGAGGAUGCGACAAAUGGGAACACGACGAGCGAAAGUCAACAGAAACGUAAAAUUUCAAUCGACAUCAUGGAGGAGAUAGAACGGGAAUUCGGUGAAAUCGAAUUCGAAAACCACGUCGAUAACGAUGACCUCUCGGACGUAGAAGACUUAAUCGGCUAAUGUACGGACAUACUUUAGGUUGUAGUUAUUCCUGUUUUAUAUUUUAUUUUUAAUUAAUUAUUAAAACUAUAAAUUGUAAUCUUAAAAGAAGAAAACAAAACAAAAAGCGUAUGUAUUUCAUAAAGUGCUAAUACAGUUUAAGAUUAAAGUAUUAUGUGAAUUGAAGUGUUUCUAUUAUUUAUAAAGUUAUACGAAGUUUUGGGCAGUGACAGUGUAAAGGAGCUCAGCCGCGCUCAGUGUGCUCAGUGCGAGUUUUUGAACGUUCUCGAUAGCGUAAAAGUUAACUCAAGUUUGUAUGGAGUUGGAACAGCGCCCCUGGCGGCAAACGUAGGAAAACUUUCGAACUGCAUACAAAUUUGCGUUAACUUUUACGCUAUCGAGAACGUUAAAAAAACUCGCACUAAACACACAGUUGUCCGCCAACGAUACGUUAAAUGUGCUGUUUGUUUUCUUAAGUAUUCCUUGAGGCGCUGCUUAAACGAAAUUUGAAAUACAUUUUGUACCAACUCAUAUCGACUUAAAGUUGAAAAUCGCAUGCCAUUUCGAAUAGUAUAUAAAAUGGUUGUUUGAAUCUUAAACUUUCGUUAGAUGUAUAUUGUUGCCACUGAAAACAUUUGGGUAAUUUGAGGCCUAAUUCAUAAUCGGUUAUCGUAUCUGUAUAGCCCGCUCGUUAUAAGAACAGUUAAUAAACAGUUGAUUGGUUUAAAUGAACUUUUACCGAUUCACGCAUUAGAUAAACAUUUUGUUAUGAAUAAGAUCGUAAGUGUUGGAUAUGUGUAUUAUUUUAAAGCAAGAACAAUAAAUUUCGUAAUUAUAUUACUUAUUUUUUUAUCCACUUAUUUUUUUUCCACAAUAAACUUCUUUCUGUUUAGGUAUCUCAUAGUAUGUAUGUAUGUAGACUAAUCACAAAUAUUGCAUACGUUCAUUUUGUGUUAAAACACCUCAUAAUUAUAUAAAAUUGGGUUGUUACGUCAAAGACCUAUGCCCCACCUUCCAUAUUAUGUCUGUUGUGAUCAUCAAUUUUAAUAAUCGACCAUUCAUCAAUUUUCUAUUUACGCAACUAAAUAUUUCUAUUUAUAUAAAAUAAUGUUGUUUAGGUAAUUAUGUUAAUGAAUGUUUAGAAUCUGUCCUUCAUUUAUACGUUUUUGUUUUUUCUUGGUAAUCAAAAAUGUAAUUUAGGCUGUUUAGCCCGUAUUACAUUUACCAGUGGAGUUGCUACUCUCAUUGCCGAUGUCCACGGGCGACGGUAGUCAUCGACGAACGCUGUUCCCCUGCCUUUGAAAAGCAAUAAAAGUCACGUCAAAUUAAUAUACCUUUAAAAAUAGUUAUAAGUAAUCGCCUUCAUUUUUACAUCUGUUUUAAAUAAUCUAUAGUCUAUGUAUAACAAACUUUAUUCAGAGAGAUAUAUAGAUAGUAAUAGACAAUGAUAGACAAUGAUAAUACCGCCCAAUGUAAACUUUUCUAUGCUGUGCAGUUUUAUAUCAAUGUAUUCGUAUACAAUAAACGAUUUUCAACUUUACUGUAAUAAUCAUUUUUAAUUUCAUUAUGUUUAGAAUUCGUAAGUAUGUACUUAAGGAUUCCGUUUAUUAUUUGGGUAAAAAAUAAUAAUAAAGUA
This is a messenger RNA of Bombyx mandarina (wild silkworm), 4527 nucleotides long. RefSeq names its product coatomer subunit beta' (gene beta'COP). Gene Ontology annotation, cellular component: COPI vesicle coat. NCBI's taxonomy places the organism in Eukaryota, Metazoa, Arthropoda, Insecta, Lepidoptera, Bombycidae. Gene Ontology annotation, biological process: retrograde vesicle-mediated transport, Golgi to endoplasmic reticulum; endoplasmic reticulum to Golgi vesicle-mediated transport; intra-Golgi vesicle-mediated transport. The record is from RefSeq and is a predicted model, not a curated record. Gene Ontology annotation, molecular function: protein binding; structural molecule activity.